UCCAGAAAACGACAAAACCAGCCAUCCCUAUCUCCCAGAUUUCAGUUGCUGACGUGGCAUUAACCGGCAGAAAAAACAGUUAGCUCCUCUCAGAAGAGAGAGAGAGAGAGACCCCUUUCGCGUGCUUUCGCGUGUUGCCAAUUUUCAAACGAAGCUCCGCGAAUUCCAGCUCAGAAAAAAAACCAAGGCAUUGUCUCUCGCCACCGCCGCCCUCUCAUCGCACCCCUCAGCUCCGCCGAUUCCCUCCGCCGCGGCUCCGGCGACCCCGACAUCUCCCGAAACGGUUAGGUUUUUCGCGUUCUCCGAGGAUUCCUCGCAAUGUCGCUCGUUUCGAAUCGCGCCGCGCCGUUCCGACCUGCAUUUGCGGCGUUCGCGGCGCUCCGUUAGAGAGAGCCCGAGGAAUUUCCGAGGCUCCGGCGUGGACGCGUUUUCUAGGGUUUUUUUCGAGCUGAAAGUGGUGACUGGAGGAACCGGAGGCGAAUUUUCCCUGCGGUUAUAUGAACCGUACGGUGCCGUUGAGCUAUGGGGUAGAUGAGAGGAGCUUCUCUUGGUUAAUUUGAAAGCGCUGAAUCGGGUUUCAUGGGGAGAGGUUGGACGUUGCUUUAUGGUAUAUGCUUUGUUUUGGGUUGUUGUUCAAAUGGGUAUUGGGUCCAUUCUUGGGAAGCGACUCUUAUUGCAACUUGAAUGGCUGAUCCUCAGAAAACUGGUGUUGUCGAGAGAGAUAUCGAGCAGGCAAUUACAUCUCUUAAGAAAGGCUCAUAUCUGCUGAAGUACGGGCGAAGAGGGAAGCCGAAGUUCUGCCCGUUUAGGCUUUCCAAUGACGAGUCUCUACUCUUAUGGUACUCUGGCAAGGAAGAGAAACAGAUAAAGCUCAGCACAGUUUCAAGGAUCAUUCCUGGGCAGCGAACUGCAACAUUUCAGCGGUAUCCACGGCCUGAAAAGGAAUAUCAAUCAUUUUCUCUUAUAUACAAUGAUAGGUCCUUGGAUUUGAUAUGCAAGGACAAAGAUGAAGCUGAAAUCUGGUUUGUUGGUCUUAAGGCAUUAAUUACUCGAGUUAACAGUCGCAAGUGGAGAUUUGAAUCAAGAACUGAUGACAGUCUGUAUACUGAAAGUCCAAUUUCUAGCACAAGAAGAACAGCCACUCCAUCAAUUACACCAUUUUCUGACCCUGGUGUUGCUGGCACUGGCAGAGGUGCUUGUGAUUUGCAAAAUAGAUGGGUAAAGGCUUUCUCUGAAAUAAUUUCUUACACUGCAGCUAGCAAGAGCUGCAGUCAAGCUGAAUCAAUUGCAAAUUCCUCUUUAUCCUCUGGGUCUGUGGAUAACUCAAGCAAUCGAAAUUCUGCAUCUGAGGCAUAUCGAGUUAGUUUAUCUAGUGCUGUAAGUUCCUCCAGCCAGGGUUCUUAUCAUGAAGAUUUUGAUGCUCUAGGUGAUGUUUUUAUUUGGGGAGAAGGUAUUGGCAAUGGAAUUCUUGUUGGUGGUGUACAUAGAGUUGGAGCCUUAUCUAGUUCUGAGAUGGAUGCAUUCCUUCCCAAGGUAUUGGAAUCAAAGUCAGUUCUAGAUGUUCAUAGUAUUGGUUGUGGCUACAGACAUGCUGUUCUAGUUACCAAGCAGGGAGAGAUAUUUAGUUGGGGGGAGGAGUCAGGAGGUAGGCUUGGCCAUGGUGUAGAAAUGGAUGUUUUUCAGCCUAAGCACAUUGACACUCUUAGUGGCAUGAAUAUUGAGUUAGUAGCAUGUGGAGAAUAUCAUACUUGUGCUGUUACUUAUUCUGGGGAUCUUUAUACAUGGGGUGAUGGUACUCACAAUUCUGGCAUGCUUGGGCAUGGAAAUGAAGUCAGUCACUGGAUUCCUAAGAAAGUAAGUGGUAACUUGGAGGGCUUACGUGUAUCAUAUGUGUCUUGUGGACCUUGGCACACAGCUAUUGUUACAUCAGCUGGGCAGUUGUUCACAUUUGGUGAUGGAACUUUUGGUGCCUUAGGCCAUGGAGAUCAUAGUAGCACAAAUGUUCCUCGGGAAGUAGAAACUUUGAAAGGUUUGAGAACAACCAGGGUUGCAUGUGGUGUUUGGCACACUGCUGCAGUUGUUGAGGCAAUAAAUGAAUCUGUGGAAUCUUCUAUACGCUCAUCUAGUGGAAGACUGUAUACCUGGGGUGAUGGAGAUAAAGGCCAACUUGGACAUGAAGAUAGGGAAUCUAGAUUGGUUCCCAAGUGUGUAAUUGCAUUGAGUAGUGAAAACAUUUGUCGAGUGGCUUGUGGACACAGUCUUACGAUUGCUUUGACAACGUCAGGACAUGUAUAUACAAUGGGAAGUACAGCUUAUGGACAACUUGGCUGUCCUGCAUCAGAUGGGAAAGCCCCUAAACGUGUUCAAGAUAAAAUUGCUGACAGUUUUGUUGAAGAUAUUGCCUGCGGUUCAUAUCAUGUUGCAGUCCUGACCUCCAAGGCCGAGGUUUACACAUGGGGAAAGGGUUUGAAUGGGCAAUUAGGCCAUGGAGACAAUGAUCACAGGAAUAAACCCACAAUUGUUGAGUUUUUAAAAGAUAAACAAGUGAAAAGCAUUUUUUGUGGUUCAAACUUUACUGCUGUUGUAUGUCUUCAUAAAUGGAUACCAAGUGUUGAUCAUUCUACAUGUUUUGGAUGUCGUAAUCCAUUUAAUUUUAGAAGAAAACGUCAUAAUUGUUACAAUUGUGGACUUGUGUUUUGCAAUUCAUGCACCAGCAAGAAAUCUAUGAAAGCUUCCCUUGCUCCUAAUUCCACCAAGCCGUAUCGAGUUUGUGAUGACUGUUAUCUUAAACUUAAGAAGACUGCUGAAUCAGUAUCCUCGGUGCAAACAACUAGCUUGAGAAGUGUGAGUUUUCAAGACAAUAGAGCAACUAAAAUACAGGGAGCACUGUUAAGGCUUUCCUCUUUUGGUUCUAUUCUUCAAACAGAAAGUAGUCAAUCAAAGCUUCCAGAUUCACAAUAUAGCCAUCUUUUCCCAGCUUUGAAUGGAAAAUUACAGCCGAAGGGUUUUUCUCCCUCAAAAUCAUCAAAUUCUCUUUCUGUGGAUUCUAGGAAACACCGUUCAGUUUCUGAGCCUGCUACAAGAUUAUCUUGUCAAUCAACAUCUCCAGUUUCAUCAAAGUCAAGUCCAAGACAAUCUUAUGAAGAUAUCAAUGAUGAUUUAAAGCGCAAAAAUGAUAUUUUAAGUCAAGAAGCUAUAAGUUUGAGAACACAGAUUGAAGAUCUUACUCGUAAGUCAAAAAGUUUAGAGGCUGAACUUGAGAGAACAUCAAAACAAUUGAAGGAGGUGACUGCAGUAGCUGCAGAUGAAGCUGGAAAGUGUAAAUCAGCAAAAGAGGUCAUAAAGUCAUUGACUGCACAGUUGAAGGAAAUGGUGGAAAGAGUACCAGAAGGACAUAAUGCUGACUCCAGUUCAGAGCUCUGUGCUGAAACCACUAAUAGUAUUCUAGAUCAUUCCUUAGAUGAGAUCCAUAUAAGAAACGCUGUCAUUCCCAAAAAUGAAGGCAGCAGCAAUGUAGCAAAUCAGAUAUUAUCUAAUGGUGCCAAAACACAAAGUGGGAAGGCAGAGUGGGUAGUGCAAGAUGAACCAGGUGUGUACAUAAGUUUGUGCUCCCAGCCAGGUGGUGGUAAUGAGCUUAAGCGAGUUCGCUUCAGUCGAAAGCAUUUCACAGAAGAACAAGCUGAAAAGUGGUGGGCCGAAUAUGGAACCAAAGUAUUGGAGCGGUACAAUAUAGUUUCUUUAUAGGGCAAGAGAAUCUGAACCUGGGAACAAAAAACUCACCCUUCUCCUGUGACGCUAUGGAAACAGUAAAUUCUUUUCCAUUCUCCCUCUUCCAAAAUUAACAAGGAUCUUUUGUCCAAAAUUGACAGGUAGGAUACGAAAUUAUGGGAAAAAACCUCAGUAGGAAGGAAACUUAUAUAUAACUUUCCAGAAAAAUGCAACUAAAACCUCCCAACCCUCACCUCCCCCACUCCACCAAAAAAAAAAAAAAAGACGAAAGCAGCGGAGGAAAGUUUUCUUUACUGUAUUUACUGACGAGUGUGGGGCAAUUCAGCUGUUUGUUUUUUGGUACAACAGAGAAAAUGCGUGUAUGUUUACUUGCAGCUGAGGAUUCUUUUGUUCAGUUUCUUUUGCCCAUUGUAUAGCUACUUCUCUUGCCAACCUAGUAAUCUCACUGCAUUUUUUCAGCAUGCU
Molecule: messenger RNA, 4194 nt
Organism: Cajanus cajan (pigeon pea)
Lineage: Eukaryota; Viridiplantae; Streptophyta; Magnoliopsida; Fabales; Fabaceae
Product: Regulator of chromosome condensation (RCC1) family with FYVE zinc finger domain-containing protein
Molecular function (GO): metal ion binding
Source: RefSeq, a predicted model, not a curated record